ACCGGUAGGAUGGCCGGGACUUGUAUCUGGUACUCACCGGUGUCAUUUUUAAAGUGACAAAUGCUCGGACUCCUUCUCUCCUCUUAUCUAUUGAUUGUAAACAUCUUUGAGGAAAGAUAACGAAAACCCUAACAGCAGAUCUCUUCUCAUAGACUUAGCAUAUAAACAGCCACUGUCACAUCAUAGAGUCACUAAAGUUAACAACCGGCUAUGUUCAUUAUGGUCCUCGGAGACAAGAUUUCGGGUCACAUCAACCGACUUAAUAGCCCACUUAGACAAUGGCGCCUAUGCAUGAACAGAUGCAAGACCUCACAGACAACUUGCUCGUCUUCAAGUCAGCCAGUCAGCCAGCCUCUACUCCUCAUUUCUGGAGGCAACCUGGUAGCAUAUGAAUGGAUUAUGGAAACUUGUACACCCUUAGCCGCAUCAAUGGUAUUCCUCGUGUUACAAUCAUUCGGCAGCUCAAUUGCGUGCUCAUGGUUCAGCAAUCUGAUCCUGGGUACUAAACCGGGUCAAGCCAGAGGGGGCAUCGGCAGCAAUGAAUAUGGCACGUUGUUGGAUAGAAUCUGGUAAUGCGGAACCUCUGCAUAAUGCUAGCGGCGUGCGAUGGCUCGCUGUGACUAUCGCUGGCAUAUAAUUUGCAAU
Molecule: messenger RNA, 645 nt
Organism: Aspergillus caelatus
Lineage: Eukaryota; Fungi; Ascomycota; Eurotiomycetes; Eurotiales; Aspergillaceae
Exons: 2
Coding region: 211-573 (120 amino acids)
Source: RefSeq, a predicted model, not a curated record